AUGCCUCAACUCAUCUGGCUAGUAACAGCAACCACCUCGGGCCUUGGUGCCGCUGUCGUGCAGAAUCUCACCACAAGAGGUGACCGUGUCGUUGCAACAGGCCGUGGAGUAACCGAGCGCCUCAAACACCUUCAAUCAGACGACGUGUUCCUUCUCAAUCUUGAUGUCACAGCACCUCGCGCUGAGAUCGCCGAGCAAGUAAAGAAAGCCUGGGGUGUGUGGGGACGUAUUGAUGUCCUCUUGAACAACGCUGGUAUCUCUGCACCUAAAAGCGUUGAGGAAGCCGACGACGACUUUGUACGCAACAUUUUCGACGUCAAUCUAUUUGGGACACUCCAUGUAGCCCAAGCAAUUCUUCCACAUUUCAGAGAACAAAAGAGUGGCACACUUGCCUUUAUUGGUGCUGGUGUUGGUUGGGGGCCUCUGCCCUUCUUGUCCCAUUACGCAGCUUCAAAAGCUGCCCUCGGCGCCUUUGUCGAAGGCUUAGCCAAAGAAGUGAGACGUUUCAACAUCCGCUGUAUCAUCUUCGAGCCAGGUGGUUUCCCAUCUCAGCUCGGCCAGCCAAGAGAAGGAUCCGUUGAAGGAUUUGGAAUGUACAAACCGGCCAUUGAUGCUUAUAACUCUGGUUUUGAGGAGAUGAUGGGUGUCUUUGCCAACGAUAUUGCACCCAGUGUCCCAGGGGAUAUCAGCAAGUUAUCGGAGCGUAUCGUGGACUGUGUCAAAGUCGAAGGGAUGAGUGCUGGCAGAGAUGAGCCAGUACGGGUUAUUCUGGGAAGUGAUGCGUUACGUCUGAUAGAGCAGAAGUGCAAAGAGCAACUAGAACUUGCAAGCACCUGGGAGGACGUCAGUCUAAGUACGGAUCGGGAUGGGCACAAUCAUGUGGCAAGCAAAGGGAUGCUACGUUAUUCAUCUAUUCUUUGA
Messenger RNA from Fusarium pseudograminearum CS3096, 921 nucleotides. RefSeq lists its product as uncharacterized. The transcript is spliced from 2 exons. Bases 1 to 921 code for a protein of 306 amino acids. NCBI's taxonomy places the organism in Eukaryota, Fungi, Ascomycota, Sordariomycetes, Hypocreales, Nectriaceae. Gene Ontology annotation, molecular function: oxidoreductase activity. The record is from RefSeq and is a predicted model, not a curated record.